This is a messenger RNA of Strongylus vulgaris, 831 nucleotides long. NCBI's taxonomy places the organism in Eukaryota, Metazoa, Nematoda, Chromadorea, Rhabditida, Strongylidae. The record is from the annotation of a GenBank genome assembly.
AUGAAAACCGCUGUUCCCGGACCGAAAUCCUUGGCCAUAAAACAGAAAAUGGAUCCAUUACAUCAAACCACCUCAGUUCGGAUGUUCGUGGACUUCGAGAAGUCAUUCGGAAAUUAUGUAGUCGAUGCUGAUGGGAACACAAUGCUUGAUGUCUACACACAGAUCUCUUCUUUGCCACUGGGUUACAAUCAUCCAGAUUUGGUUAAAGUCGCCUCAAGUCCAAACUUCAUUACAUCACUUGUCUCAAGACCAGCGCUGGGCUCUUUCCCACGUAACGACUUCCCUGAUGGCAUUGAAGCAGCUCUCACAUCAAUAGCGCCUAAGGGUUUGAAGGGAGCUUUCCAUGGACGUUCUCUUUGCAUGCUAUCGGUAACUAGAAGCAAAGCUAUCCAUAAGGUAGACAUCCCCGCGUUCGACUGGCCCAUUGCCAAAUUUCCACGAUACAAAUAUCCUCUGAAGGACAACAAGGCUUACAACGACGCACAGGACAAGGAGUGUCUUCAAGAUGUUAGGGAAAAAAUUGCAGAGUGGAAGAAAAAGAAUCACGACGUAGCUGCUGUGAUUGUAGAGCCAAUCCAAGCUGAGGGCGGCGAUAAUUAUGGAAGUCCAGAAUUCUUCAAAGAAUUACAGAAAAUCACUAAAGAAAAUGGUAUUUGCUUCAUAGUUGACGAGGUACAAACCGGUGGAGGUGGCACCGGCGAUAUCUGGGCUCACGCUCACUGGAACUUACCAUCACCUCCAGAUAUUGUGACAUUCUCGAAGAAACUCAUUACCGGUGGCUAUUUCUACGGAGAACAUAUGCGCGUAAAAGAGGUUAGCCCUUUCAAAUAG